Sclerotinia trifoliorum is the source of this 1694-nucleotide messenger RNA. NCBI's taxonomy places the organism in Eukaryota, Fungi, Ascomycota, Leotiomycetes, Helotiales, Sclerotiniaceae. The record is from the annotation of a GenBank genome assembly.
AAAUGGUUGGUAAAUGCAUGUCUACCCAAUGUUGAUGCAACUGCCAAAUCUAACCGACUUGUCCUCACACAUGAGAAGAUUUCAAUCUUAAUUCUAAUAGAGAAUCUUGAUGCUCAAUAAUAUGCCAGUUUAAAUGUGACAUCAAACUUUCAGUCGAAAUUUGAGAAAUACAAUGAAUAUUUUGACCUUGGUUGAUAGUCGCAAAUUGUCUGAAUGGGUCACCAUACUUAGUUCGAUGAUCUAGACAAGCUUCCGAGGAAUCAUCAACAUCGAUACCCGGUUACCCAGAGAACUCCAAACUAUCAACGUCCUCUAUCCUUUCUCAUCGACAUGGUCAAAUCGUGCCAGUAUUUGAACUGGCUUUUUGCUCCAAUUCCAGUAUGCUAAAGAAGUCAGCAAUCCUCCUUUCAUCAUGCAGUAAUCUGCAAUGCUUUUAUGCAUCGUCCCACAUAUCAACGACGUCACUAUCUUAUCCAUUCACAUCGCAAAAUCAUCAACCUCAAUACCUCUUCCAACGACGAAAAUAUGCCAUAAUAUCCGACGGACGAAGCGCAAAUCAACAUGGGGGAUUACGAUGGCCUGAAUUGACAUCCGCACAUGCCGUUCCAACUCCCUACCAAAUCUUCAAUCAGAAGAAAGGAUCUCCAUAUUCCAAACGACGUUUCUACGAACUGGUCAAACUUUAUCAUCCGGAUAAACAUGGCAUUGAUACAAACGACGGAUUAGAUUAUGACACUAAAUUAUCACGAUAUAGAUUAAUUAUUGCAGCGAACGAUAUCCUCUCCAAUCCCAUCAAACGAAGUGCAUAUGAUACAUAUGGCGCAGGCUGGAAUGGAUGUCCUGAUGUUCUCGAUCCUCGCGAUAGACAUGGCGAUAAUCGUGGAUGGGCAGGUCCUGGAGGACCUGCUCAAAACGCUACGUGGGAAGAUUGGGAGAGAUGGUACAAACGCGAUGCCAAAGGACAACAGGAACCACAAUUCUUAUCAAAUGGCGCAUUUGUCUUGCUGAUCGCAAUCUUUGUUGUGGUGGGCGGGUUAGGACAAUUGACUCGACUGGAUAAUUAUUCGAUGAAGUUUUUGGAACAGAGAGAUACGUUACAUGAUAAGAUGAGUAAGGAUUUGAGACAGAGGAGGAAGGAGACGAAGUAUGAAUUUGGGAGUAGGGAAGAGAGGAUACAUAGCUUUUUGAGGCAGCGACAGGAUCCGUUGGAGGAAACUUAUAGGAAGUUGUUGCCGAAUCCCGAGGUCUGCUCGAGUAAGGAUAUUAAACAGAGGUCGAUAGUGGUUUAUCAGCCACCAAAGAAUAUACCGAAGGAAUGAGAAGAGGAAUACUUGUGUAUAUACGGAGGAUGGUUAUGGAGACAUUUUCCAGCAGAAAUACAUGCAAUAAAUGCAACGGCUUCAGCCACAAUACUCAUUUGUGGCGCCAGGUCAGGUAGGCUCGCAAGCAAAAGACAUGGUGGGGUGGAAAUGUGGGGUUAUACGAGACAUUGAAGCUUUUAAGUUCUUAUGUGAGCGGGAUUGAAUAUGGAGCUGAUGAGGUUAUUGAUAUGCCGAAUGUCCCGGCUAUGGAAGGUUGUAAGAGCUAGAGUACAAGUAGUCAGUCACCGGCUUCACGGCAAUGUUGCUGCCGUUGCGCGAACUGCAACGAGCUGAAGGUACAUAGAAUAAUAAGCAAGGAGUGAAACGAUACAA